Molecule: messenger RNA, 282 nt
Organism: Dibothriocephalus latus
Lineage: Eukaryota; Metazoa; Platyhelminthes; Cestoda; Diphyllobothriidea; Diphyllobothriidae
Source: the annotation of a GenBank genome assembly
AUGCAGGAUUUCGCUGGCCUGUUGUAUGAGCGUCGCUACAUCGGCUCCGUGCGGUUUGAUGACGAGACCGCUAACAGGAACUCCUACAACCUCAGCGUUUUUCGAGCCGUCCUGGCGGGCGCUUUAUACCCCAACUUCGUUAUGCUCACUGAACGGCCUCCGAAGUAUGCAUUUGCGUUCUUUCUUGCAUGCGUGUUUUACCUCUGGCUGCACUUUAAGCACAUCUGGUCUUUUAAAACUCAGUCCUCGCGCGUGCAGUAUCAUCUGAUGGAAGGAAUUUAG